CAUCAUCGGGCGCUCCAGGAGGUUGCAGUAGCCGGCCGCGUCAUCCCGUGGAUGGGCGGCGCACGGACGGGGAGGACGGAGGGUGUUUUCCAGCUUUAAAAGCACCGGAGCCGGCUCCUCUGACAAACCGCGCUGCGUCAUCCAACCCUGGAGACUUCUAAAACAACCUUCACCGCUCCGAAGCGAUCCAAACUCACCUCAACAUUGCCCCCCAAAAGCUGCCACUCCCCCUGCGAUCCAUUUUAUUCAUCCCGCUCGUGCCUCAAAGUUCAUUCUUUUGUCUCCAGUUGUGAAGGAACUGUGGCCAAUGGUGCAUAAAGUAAAGGCAGUGCUGCGUUCUUGAACACUAUCAUCGGUGGUUACGUUGUUGCACGCCGCGCAGCCGGACGAAGUUGCGCGUCGCGCUUGUUGAAUGCAGGACACCUUCAGCCUGUGCGUCAAAGCCAAGUUCAACUCCGGAGCAGCAGCCGGUCAGGAGCUGAGACACCAGCUUCUCGCCUCUACCGCCGCCGACAUGAAGUCUGCAGACGAAGACGCAUACAACUACACACCAAACGUCAGUCUUCCAGUUGGCAUGGGGAACCCUUGUCUGUCCACACAAUACCAUACCUUGCAGUCCAGUCCUGUCAUCCCAGUUUCCUCCUGCCACCAGACUGGGUACAUCGCACAAAACGACAACCAUGCAGCGUCAGGUUACUACCUGCCUCAAGGCUUAAGACGCAAUGGAGCUCCAGCUCUAGAAAGCCCUCGCAUAGAGAUCACUGCCUAUAGCCAAUACCCAGAGGAUGAAGUAGAAGCCAGCAGUAGGGAAGAGCACAUAAUCAAACGAGGGGUGAACUCCAUUGUCACACUUACGUUGCCGAAUGUUGAUGUGUACCGUGACCCCAGCUGUCUAAGCCCCGCAAGCAGCAUAUCCUCUCGCAGCUGCAACUCAGAGGCUUCAUCCUAUGAGUCUGGCUUUUACAACUACGACAAUUCCCCACAGAACUCACCCUGGCAGUCUCCCAGCGUUUCGCCCAGGGCGUCCUCACUUCUGUCUUGUCCACAUGCCAUCGGCCCUGCAGCCUCUCCUCACCAUUCGCCCUCCAACUCCCCACAAAUAGGAGCCAUGGCAGAGGAAGGAUGGCCAGCGCAACCUCGUGGGUCCCGGCCGAAUUCCCCUUCCUGCAGUGGCGUUAGCGGAGGCAACGGUGGUGGCAUGGGGAAGAGAAAGUACAGUUUCAGUGGCUCCUCUUACCAUCAGACACCAUGCUCACCCAACCAGUCACCCACCCCAUCUUCACACGGUUCCCCAAGGGUCAGCGUCACAGAUGAGAACUGGCUUGCCAACACCAACCAGUACACCAACUCAGCCAUUGUAGCGGCUAUUAAUGCUCUCACCACUGAUGGGGUGGUAGACAUGGGGGAAGGAAUCCCAAUCAAGACACGGAAGACCAUGCUGGACCUCUCAUCAUCCAUGAGUCUGAAGGUGGAACCCGGAGGUGAGGAGCUGGGUCCAGAAGGGGAUCUUCGACAUGAGGACUAUCCUUCCCGUCUUACCUUGAAGAAGGAGAAUUACUGUGGCGGCUUCCUGGAUGUUCCCCAACAUCCAUACUCCUGGCCUAAACCUAAGCCUUACCUUGGCCCUUCUCUGCCAGCCCUUGACUGGCAGCUGCCAUCCUGCUCCGGACCGUACAACCUGCAGAUUGAGGUGCAACCUAAGUCCCACCACAGGGCUCAUUAUGAGACAGAGGGAAGCCGAGGAGCAGUGAAGGCACUUUCUGGGGGACACCCUGUGGUUCAGCUUUAUGGGUACAUGGAAAGCGAGCCGCUCACCCUGCAGCUUUUCAUUGGGACCGCAGACGAUCGCCUCCUGCGACCGCAUGCUUUCUACCAGGUCCACCGGAUCACCGGCAAAACCGUCUCCACUGCCAGCCACGAAGUCAUACAGUCCAACACCAAGAUUCUGGAGAUCCCUCUGCUACCGGAAAACAACAUGAGAGCCAUAAUUGACUGUGCCGGAAUCCUGAAGCUGCGCAAUUCUGACAUCGAACUGCGCAAAGGAGAAACAGACAUCGGGCGGAAAAACACCCGCGUGAGGUUGGUGUUCCGUGUGCACAUCAACCAGCCCAACGGCAGGACGGUGUCCCUGCAGGCUGCCUCUAACCCCAUUGAAUGCUCCCAGCGCUCAGCCCAGGAGCUUCCCUUGGUGGAGAAGCAGAGCGUGGAGAGUUAUCCCGCCACCGGAGGCAAGAUGAUGCUGCUCGGCGGUCUCAACUUCCUUCCCGAGUCCAAGGUGGUGUUCGUGGAGAAGGCACAGGAUGGCCACCAUUUGUGGGAGACAGAAGCCAAGGUCGACAAGGACUCCGUCAAAUCUAAUACUAUUGUUGUGGAAAUACCACCCUACAGGAAUCAGAGAAUAUCCAGUCCAGUGCAAGUUAACUUCUACGUCUGCAACGGCAAGAGGAAGAGGAGCCAGUACCAACGCUUCACCUACAUGCCUGCAAACGUGCCAAUAAUAAAAACCGAACCCGCUGAUGAGUUUGAUUCUGUCGGGAGUGUUGGCCGCCAUUCAAAGCCCUACUAUGGGCAGCCCAGGCUGACCUCCAUCAUGCCCGUUGCUGAACCUGACCCCUGUCUGGUUGGUGGCUACCCUCCUUGCCCACCUCACCAUGCUGCCAUGCCACCUUUGUCUCCCAGCUCAAGUCCUACCCUGCAUGAUCUUUCCAACGUUACAUUCAACAAAUGCCUCCCCAACAGCCCAACUCAUACCGUACCACCAGGCAAUGUAGUAGCACCCAUUCAGGAGACUCCUUGCUGCUCUAAUCUUCCCCAUCCGACGUCACCAGAUCACAACUCUUCCCUGGGAAUGCUCCACUCCCAGGGCAGCCCGGGCCCCCUUGGUUACCACCAUUCCGUCUAUGCCAACAGUAGUUCUUCAUCUUCCCCGGUUUCUGACCCUUCCACACCUGGUGGGCCAGCAGAGACACCGUUUUUUCAAGCAUACAGCCCCAGCCAGGCAGAGGCAUCAGGCAUCUCAGCCCAGGCUGCAGGGAGUCCAGCGAGCCUGCUAACUGAAGACACCAGUCCACCAUCAACGGCCAUCACCAUCAAGCAAGAGCCCCAGGAACUGGAUCAGAUGUAUCUUGAUGAUGUGAACGAGAUCAUCAGGAACGACCUCUCCAGCAUUUCUGUGCACACUCAUGCGUAGACGUCCAGAUGUGUUCUGCUGCAGCACCCCCUUACCGACACACACACACACACACACACACACACACACACACACACACUCUCCAGCAGAAACAUCAGCCAAAAGGAUGACACGAAAAAGCUAGAGAAUGAAGAAAAGAAGUUUUUGGCGAGGAUCUCAUGACUGAGUGUCAUCAUCGUCAGCUUGUUGUUUUUUUUUUACUCAGAAUGGCUCUGCAGACUCAAACUGACAAUCACCGGCAAGCUCUGUUUGAAUAAACGAGGUGAAUGUCGUAUUAAAAAAUAUAAAAAAAUAAGGGACGUGAUAUCAGGGGCAAAGUAUGUGACUACACUUGCCUUAAUUCACAGCAGAUGUUUUAUUAGUGGACCUAGCAGUUCAAAAAGACUGAAAUACUCCUCUAAAAGUGACAAUCUUCAUUUCAAGUCUGCAGUAAUGCAUGGACGGGAUAGAUGUGUAGUAAGUGUCAGGCUUCAUCACUUUGAUUCCUUCAGCAACAACCAAACUGGUGCCUUACAGCGGUCCUACUGCAGCAGCAGUCAUGUGCAUAUGGUUCAUGAAAGCCCAAGCAAAAGUUUUUAUAUGACAUUUUAUUGUAUCAUUUCAGCGAUUUGUUUACAGAGGAACAGAGUUAAAGGUUCUAAAACUAUGUUGGCUGUCUUUGAAUACACGAUAAUCCCUUUUUACUUGCUUUCCUAUAAUUAUGCUUAUUAAUGUUUUUCAUGUAUGCUGAAUGUUAUGUAUUAUAAUUCUUUUGUAUAAACAUAUCUGAUAAAAAAAAAUGUAUGCCUUAUGCUUCUGUCGCCAACAUUAGCCACUUUGUUCCUCUCCUGUAUCUGCAGUUUUUUUUUUUGCUGUUUGCUUUUCACCUUAGUGCCUUUUGUUUUAAAAACUCACCUUUUCUCCGUCUUCCAAUCCUCGUCCCACACCAAGUCAUAUUGAUGCAAAGACAAUCAGAGAACAUGAAGUGCAACUCUUUUACUAAAAGUUCCUGAUUAGCAGGAGCUAACCUUUUUGAGAGAUGAGUUUGUUGAACAACGGUAUGCUUACCUGCUGCAUUUAGAAAACUGUCUGCUACUUCUUGCACUGCAGGCGCGCCUGUUAACAGGUUAAGGGUUUUUUUUUUUUCUGAAAUUGCACCACAGGCUCUGUUCUGUUUAGCAUCUGGGUGAUUUUUACAGAGGAGUUGGCUGGACUGUUACAUAUUUAGAAGGUGGCAAUAAUUGAUCUUUGUAAACCAAAGGAUUUUAUCUUUGGCGAAGUUAUUGCCCAAGUCUUUUUUUUUUCUUCUUCUUUAUGAGACUUUGAGUGUGGCACGGUUUUCUCGUACAUCAAAUAUUAUGCACUUUACAGCAGACUUUAUUUCCUUCAGGCCAAACAUUGUAGAGUGAUUCAUUCUGGUGUGUCGCAUAUAAUUUCUUGUCUGUAGCCUUUUUUCAUGUUAUCUGUCUUAUGGUGCAUGCACGGCAUACUGUUGCUGGGAAUCAUUUAGCUGAUAGUAGCUUCCAGAAUAGCUUCCUUAUACAUUUUUGGACAUAUUCUGUAUUAGCAUGACUAACCUGUAUGAAAAAAAAAAA
This is a messenger RNA of Fundulus heteroclitus (mummichog), 4764 nucleotides long. RefSeq names its product nuclear factor of activated T-cells, cytoplasmic 1. Gene Ontology annotation, cellular component: transcription regulator complex. The transcript is spliced from 10 exons. Gene Ontology annotation, molecular function: transcription factor binding; RNA polymerase II cis-regulatory region sequence-specific DNA binding; DNA-binding transcription factor activity, RNA polymerase II-specific. Lineage: Eukaryota; Metazoa; Chordata; Actinopteri; Cyprinodontiformes; Fundulidae. The record is from RefSeq and is a predicted model, not a curated record. The coding region runs from base 413 to 3190 and encodes 925 amino acids. Gene Ontology annotation, biological process: regulation of transcription by RNA polymerase II; calcineurin-NFAT signaling cascade; cytokine production.